Arabidopsis lyrata subsp. lyrata is the source of this 1444-nucleotide messenger RNA. RefSeq names its product CRIB domain-containing protein RIC2. Lineage: Eukaryota; Viridiplantae; Streptophyta; Magnoliopsida; Brassicales; Brassicaceae. The record is from RefSeq and is a predicted model, not a curated record. The coding region runs from base 720 to 1223 and encodes 167 amino acids. The transcript has 4 exons.
GACUGUAAUCUAAUCUUUGUUUAGAUAUAGAAACAUUUUUUUUUCUUUAGAUAUAGAAACAUUGAAGUACCAGACUAUCAAUAUAUUAUAAUCUGAUUAGAAGCAUUACGAGGUUAUAACGCUUAUGGUUGCAUUGUUUGAUCUAGCCAUGUUUGUUAUAGUUUUGCCGCUUUUGUGGGCUUGGUCAGCUCGGUUCUUGGGUUUUGCGGAUUGAAAAGGUUAAACUAAGAGUGUAUUUCACAAAAGAAGAAAAGUUGUUUUAAAUCGAGUACUGUAGAUGUAACUAUGUCUCUCUCAGUGUCGUGGGAGGGUGGCUCACAGAGCUACUUAUUAGUCUAAUUAUGGUAUUGAUUAAAAUACAAAGAUGUAGAUUAUUGGGUAAUGAGAAAAAAAAGUGGAAGGUGUGGGGGUUAUCUUGAAUAUUUUAGUCUUGAAAUUAGGUUAAGUGGCACUGUUGGCCAACUUAAAGCAACCCGAAGUAUACUCAAUAAUGACACUCAUAAUCUCUCUCUCCCUCUGUCUAUUCCUUUAUUGGGUUAGGAAUUACAAAAUUCUUCAAGGAGAUAAUGAUACUAACUUGCUUACAAAGUUAUAAACAUACACUAAAUUGCAAUAUAAACCCUACCAAAAUCGUUACUUUUCCAUCAUUUCACUCACUCACACACGCAUAACAUAUUUGUAGCAUUCAUACAUAAAUACAUACAUUUUGGGGGAUAGAGAUGAAAGAUCGGAUGGAGCGAUUUUUGAUAUUGCCGUUUUCGUUAGGGUGUUCUACGCAAUCUUGCGUCGCUGUGGUCACUACUCAUCAACACAAGAAACCAAACCAACUCAUCAAGAGAAGAGAGGAAGGUGAUGAGAAUGGCUCAUUUAAAAAAGAAUACACAAAGAUGGACAAUAGCAGUGCAAAUAUCUCAGAUGGAAGAGUAGAAAGUGAUGAAAAUGGCUCAUAUAAAAAAGACUACACAAAGAUGGACAACAACAACAACAACAAUGGUGCUAAUAUCUCAGAUGGUAUCUACAGAAUUAUACGAAGCUUCAAGAGUUUCUCUCACUUUUUCAUUCGUUACGAAGAGGAAACGAAAGAGAGAGAGGCGGAGAUUGAGAUAGGAUAUCCGACGGAGGUGAAGCACUUGAGCCACAUCGGAGUUGAUGGAACGAUGACCACUUUUGACAAGUCCUCCUCAUCUUUUCCAUUCGCCGGCUUUCAUCUCACGGCCGUCUGAUUUUCACAUCUUCUAGUACUAAAUCAACUACUAUAUGACAUUUCUUUCAAUAGUUUUGAUAACUAGUCGUAAGAUCAUCUUAUUUGGUUGCAAGUACAUAGUACCUCAAAAUUCAAUAAUCAAUCUCAUUCCUUAACGAUUCAGUUUUUGGUAAGUUUUGUUACUCAUAAUCAUCUUUCAUGCAAAUUAUUAUUUUCCAUCUAUGGAUGCAUCUCACGCGA